UACAUUAGGAAAUACCACAUUGUUGUGUUUGCUGGUAGUCACCUAUUGUCAUAAUGGCAGAAACAGAAGUCAAAACUGAAGUCGAAAUGGAAGUCAAAACCGAAGUCAAAACUGAAGGUGAUGCACAGCCCACUGCAUUGGAGAAAAAGAUUGCAAGACAAAUUGAGUACUACUUUGGAGACUCCAACCUAAAAAGAGAUACAUUCCUGCAGCUAAAGAUCAGAGAAGACAAUGGAUGGGUCCCACUUGAAACCAUGAUCAAGUUUAACAGACUGAAAAUCUUGACAUCAGACUUCGAUGUCAUUGUCCAAGCUCUUGAAAACUCUCCAACAGGUCUAAUGGAGAUAAGUGAAGACAAAUUGAAGAUCAGAAGAGCAGUGAACAAGCCACUACCUGAAGAAACCGCUGCAUACUGGCAGUCUAUGAGAGCAAGGAGUGUCUAUUGCAAAGGAUUUCCAAUUGAUGCUGAUCUGGAUAUGAUGCAAGAGUACAUGGAUCAGUUUGGAGAGUGUGUUCACAUUCAACUCAGGAGAGAUAAGGAAAAGAAAUUCAAGGGUUCCAUCUUUGCUGUGUAUGACACUAUUGAUUCCGUCAAGAGGUUCCUAGAAGCAGAAGACUUGAAGAUUGGUGAUCAGGACGUAGUCAAGAUGAAAAAGGAUGAUUACAUCAAAAUGAAGGCUGAUGAGAAGAAAUCAAGAAAGGAGGAUGAAAAGAAGAAGAAAUUAGAGCAAAAAGAACAGAAGGAAAAGGACCAAGUAGAAGCAAUACAGAGUGAGUUUGAUGACUAUGAGAAGGGUUGUGUUCUUCACUUCAGUGGUGUCAAUGAUCAAACAUCUCGGGAGGAUCUCAAGGAACUCUUCAGUGAUCAUGGCACCAUCCAAUGGGUUGACUAUGAGAGAGGACAGUCUGAGGGAACAAUCCGCUUCAGUGAGGAUACCAAAGCACAGGAAACGCUGGAUAAGGCCAAAGCUGCCAAAGAGGGCGCUCUCCAAGUCCGAGGCUGUGAGAUCACAUUCCGUGUACUUGAAGGAGAAGAGGAGGAGCAGCACUGGAUGAAGGUGUUUGAGGAUAAAUCAAGGGCUAGGCUAAAGAAACAACAAGGGAGGAGAGGUAAAAAGCAGAAGUGGUUUGAGAAGCGAGAUAACCGACGAGGAGGAGAUCGAGGACAUCGGGAUAGGGGAGAUCAACAACAGAUGGGCAAGAAGACAAAGUUUGAAAGUGACGAUGAGGAGGGAAAUGGAAAUUCAGAAGAUGUCAAACCUGAGCAGGAUGUUAAACCUGAGCAGGGUGUCAAGCGACCGGCCGACGAUGGAGAUGCUGGUCAACCCUCGCCCAAGAAGGAGAAAACAGAAGACUCUUAACCUUCUGCAGUCUAAGUUGUUCAAUCUUGCUGGACUUAAGUUAAAUGGACAGUCCUGUGCUGCCAUUUUUCAAAGACUCUUUAAUCUUGUUUGGAAUAGAGACACUCUUGGAGUACAGUAACAACCUGAAUCCAGAAAGGAUAGACUUAGCUUGGAAUGCAUUAUGAGGGACCUUCAAGAUUCAAUGUACAAUGGAUUGGAAACCCUUCUUCUGAAUGAACUUCUGACAUGAUGAUAUGCCUUCGCUACCUUAGUUUAACUAAAAAAAUUAUAAUAAUGUAGACUCUCAUACCUGAUUUCACCAAGGUGAUUUGGUUUAAUGAUUUACACCUCUCUGCUUUUAAGAGUGUGCAUACAGAUUUCUGUCUAUCAAUAAUUUUAAUUUCAGCACACACCACAUGGGUGAAAAUGGGUACAUAUUCCCGUAAGCUUACAGAAAUUUAAAUCGUUAUCCGUGGUUGAGAGUGCUUCGUGAAUUUUGGCCAUGAGAAUGCAAUAAGGUUGCAAGCACAGCCUCAUUGUGUUUAUUGGUACCUCUUGCAGGGUCUCUGUUGAACUUGAUUCUGCUACCACAAAUACAGAAUGGCCAUAUUCUCAGUUCACAUUUUUAGUAGAAACAUUUCAUAUUGAUUUAUGUUAGCCCGUCCAGGUUAGGCACGUAUCUAUGAAAAUUAGCCUGAUGUUUCACACACAUCCAUGAAGCCAACUCCAGACCAAUCAAAACCAUACAUUAUUUUCAAUGACAUACCAUCUGUCGGUUUAGAGUUUGUUAUGUUGGUUUGAAUGCAGCAUUUAUUCCUCACUAGUGAAGUCCAUCUUUAAAUGUAUCACAUUCACAGUUCAUUUAGAAUAACCCGAUUGAGGUAAGCCUUCUUUUGUGAACUAAUUUCAUCACCGUUAUCAGACUUAACGCCCCUUUUUUGUUUUCCUGUAGCAGGUUCAUAAUUUCAUUAAUUCUGUACUACCUUGGUUUACCUCAAUCCCAACAAAAUAAACUAUGAAGUAGAAAAAAUAGAAUGAAAUAAUACACAUUAUAUAACAAACAGGCCUUAUUUUUCUUCUUGUUUCUGUUUUGUUAAUGCAUUUGAUUCCUUAUGUUUGUCAAGAAAAACAAAAUGUUUAAUUGGGACGUGUAUAAUUUUGUAUUUAAUUUUUGGCUCCCAUUUCAUAAAGCCUUACUGUUUUGUAACUCUGCCUUUGUGAUAAAUACCAUGGAAAUCUUGAUUUUUGAUUGGGUGCUGAGCCCUGUUACCAUGGUAGUUUCUAUGACAACAAAGUUACCAUGAAAUAGGCCCCUGGUAGACAUGUAUACUGACAUAUGUUCUUAGAUGGGUUGCAAGUAUUAGAGAUAAAAUUGCAGCUAAAUUAUUACAGAACUAUCACAACAAUUUCUUUAUGAAGUUCAUGUGAUAUGCUUUUUAAAUACAGACAUUGCCAUGGGAGUUUUAUUGGAGACCGAUUCCAACUGUCAAAUGAGCAGCGAACACCCUAUGGUAAAAUGAUUUUAUAAUAAAAUGUAAAUUUGCAA
Molecule: messenger RNA, 2889 nt
Organism: Lytechinus pictus (painted urchin)
Lineage: Eukaryota; Metazoa; Echinodermata; Echinoidea; Temnopleuroida; Toxopneustidae
Product: lupus La protein homolog
Exons: 12
Coding region: 54-1361 (435 amino acids)
Biological process (GO): tRNA processing
Cellular component (GO): nucleus; ribonucleoprotein complex
Molecular function (GO): mRNA binding
Source: RefSeq, a predicted model, not a curated record